AUGAGCUCCAGAUCGCAUAAAGCCUGCGAAGCGUCUUCGUUUGAGUGCAUUUUCCAGCGAUCCCCGAGCGAUCUGAUGAGUACCAGCUCCUCCGGCCGGUCCAGUAUGACCCGGCUGCGGCCCGUCACGACCAUCGGAAUCGCGCGAUCGGCCACGUCCAAGGCAGCGGAACCCACGCCCAGGGUGCACACCCCGGGCCAUCUUCCGCGGUACAUGACCCGUGAUCGGUCCGCCGCAACGGUGGAAAGCCGUUACCGAGCGCCGUCACGGAUACCGGCCCCGGUCAGCAGGGAAGCAUCGGGGAAUCGAAAGGCCGACGAUUCGAAGAAAACCACUCCGACGAAACAAAUAACCGGCAGAGUUGCAUCCCGUACGAAGAUGCCACCAAGCGAGGGUGGACUCGCCAAUGCCGUCCAGAAGGUCGAAACGGCCGAACUGACGAUGAAGAUCGCAGAGCUGGAGCGAAAGUGCCAGCGACAGCAGGACAAACUGCUGGAACAGCACGAGCUGAUCAAGCUGCUGGAACAGGAGAAGGAAGCUACCGAGAAGCAGUCGGUAAUCGACCUCCGUGGAUUGCGGGAGAAUGAUGAGAAAAUGAUCAGCGAUCUGCGGCAAGAGCUAGCUGAAAAGUGUUCGGAGUUGAUCAAGGCGGAAGGGUUGAGGGAACGGAUUGAAGUGAUGAAGCAGCGGUUGGCUGAGGAAGUGCGAGGUUCGGAAGAAAAGGACGGGACCAUUUUUGAGCUGACGGAGAAGCUAGCGAACUUGGACGAAGAGCUGAUCAAGCUGAGGCAGGAUACGCAAUCGCUAGAGGAUCGUGUGGCGCAACUCAAAGAGACAAAGGCGGAGCUUCAGGAAGAGAUCUGCGUCAUGGCGGAGAAGCUUUCGAUGCUGGAAGAAGAGUUGGUACAGUUGAGAGAGGACAAGUUGUCGCUGGAGAAGCGCACUAACGAAUCGCAGGAGGAACUGCAGGAUGAGAUUCGCUGCAUGAAUCGAGACAUCGAAGAGAAGAACGAAAAGAUUGACACGUUGCAGGAAGAAGUGCGGAAGCUGAAGUUUGAUCAGGUCAUGCAGGAAGAAUCGCUGAAAACGGAGAAAAUUUCGUUGAAAAUAAAGAGUGCAAUCCUCCAGACGCAGGUCACCAGCUUUGAAGCGAUGCGAACUGCGACCUCGUUGCAGCCAAUCGAGAAGGAUCACCAAGCGGAACAACUGAUUGAUGAAAUUGGCCACAACCAUCGGCGCUGCCGGUCGGCACGAUCUAAGUUGCUGGAGAUGCUGCACCUCUUGAAGAAGAACACUGGGAACACUGCAAGCAAGUCAGAAGAGUUGCCAGCGCUGUUUGAGCAGCAACAAACCGAAGAUCAGAAACCACAGGAUGAUGCAGCGAGCUUUGGCGCGCUAAAGGUCCAGCUCAUGAGCCAGAUACGUGGCCUGUUCCCGGAGAAAGAGUUUGAUGACAGUGAGGAGCACGUCACCGGCAGGAUUUUGUACGACGAGGGGGAUGUUUAG
Molecule: messenger RNA, 1506 nt
Organism: Culex quinquefasciatus (southern house mosquito)
Lineage: Eukaryota; Metazoa; Arthropoda; Insecta; Diptera; Culicidae
Product: hyaluronan mediated motility receptor
Exons: 4
Coding region: 1-1506 (501 amino acids)
Source: RefSeq, a predicted model, not a curated record